This is a messenger RNA of Alnus glutinosa, 1468 nucleotides long. RefSeq lists its product as uncharacterized. Gene Ontology annotation, molecular function: RNA nuclease activity. The transcript is spliced from 3 exons. Gene Ontology annotation, biological process: regulation of gene expression. The record is from RefSeq and is a predicted model, not a curated record. Lineage: Eukaryota; Viridiplantae; Streptophyta; Magnoliopsida; Fagales; Betulaceae. Gene Ontology annotation, cellular component: peroxisome. Bases 223 to 1008 code for a protein of 261 amino acids.
UAUUUCUCUCUCUCUGUAUCUCUGUUCUCGGGCUUCAGCUUCAAAGUUUAGUCCCUAAUCUAGUAAAAUCGCACAGUUCCAAAGACUCUCACCUUUUGGUCUGGAAAAUUCCCAGAUACACCAUAAUCAAAAGCUUCUUCCUUUGUUGCCCAGGAUCUAAGUGUCGUGGUGUUCUGGGACUGGAGCGGAGGAGCUACCGCUGGAUUCAUAUUGGGAACCUUAAUGAUGGCUAAUCCAAACGCAUCAACAUCAAUAGUCUCUUCAAAAUCCUCUGAAAAAAAGGCCACGCAUAUAGCGGAUUUAAACAUGAACAUGUCUGAACUUUCUUUAAGCCAUCAAAGUCUAAUCACUUCAUAUGGUCCUAUCUCUAUCUUUUGGGACAUUGAGAAUUGCUGUGUUCCUAGAAAUGUCUCCACUGAACUCGUAACAGUUAAUAUUAGGAACGCUUUGCGAACUAACCCUCUAAUUAAAGGAGGAGUUAAAAUGUUUUCUGCCUAUGCAGAUUUUAGAGAAUUCCCCCAGCAACACACAGAGGACCUUCAGAAAAGUGGUGUCACACUCAUAGAUGUUCCAAAUGUGGGAAAGGAUGCUGCUGACAGAGCUAUUUUGGUCGACAUGUUUCUUUUUGCCCUCGACAACCCUCCACCUUCUUCGAUCAUGUUGAUCUCUGGAGAUGUAGAUUUUUCUAAAGCUCUUCACAUACUUGGUCAACGUGGAUAUAAUAUAAUCCUUGUUACACCAAAAGAUGCUUCAGCUGUCCUCACUAACGCUGCUAAGUUUCUUUGGGACUGGCCUAGUGUGGCUUGUGGGCGAGGCCUCGUUAGCCCCACCAAGGUUGGAGGAGCAGCCGACGUUGCAGGUUUGAAUGAUAAGGAUGCACUUUCAUUUAGGGAGAGGGGGAUGUCACAAAUCUUUUUGAACCCGAGGGUUGGUACUGUUUCUUUUGAUGAUCAGAUGGAAUCGACUAUGCGGGUACAACCUAGAGACCUAAAUGGUCUAAAGGGGUAGUUAGUAAAAAUGCUCGAAGGCUCAUAAGGACACCUGUCCCUGAAGCAAGUUAAGUCCGAGUACCAGAAGCGUUUCGGGCGGUCUCUUAAUGUAGAAGAGUAUGGUGUAUUCACGCUCAGAAAUCUUUUCACGAAGAUGGGUGACGUAAUGGAGCUAGUAGGGAAGGACGAGCUGUCUGUCUUUCUUAAAAGUUCGAGGGCAGGCCAUAGUGCACUGCAGGGGAGAAUGAAGGAUAAAGGAAAGGGGAUCCUGAGAAGCUCAACUCUGUAAUAGAGUACUUGAUUGGAGUUUUACAAGAAGGAAGAUAGCGCAGAUAGUUAUAAGCUCAAUUUUGUAAUAGACUUGAUUUUUGACUUCUAAUACGGAAGAUAGAGCAAAUAGUCAUAUAAACUCGACUCUCUAAUAGACUUGAUUUCUUACUUCUAUAAUAAACAAAGAGAAGACUGAUUCUUUCAUCAAA